Molecule: messenger RNA, 1390 nt
Organism: Daphnia pulex (common water flea)
Lineage: Eukaryota; Metazoa; Arthropoda; Branchiopoda; Diplostraca; Daphniidae
Product: magnetosome-associated protein MamJ-like
Exons: 3
Coding region: 359-1300 (313 amino acids)
Source: RefSeq, a predicted model, not a curated record
UAAAUUAGACGAUGGGAAAUCACGUUCGCUAAUCGUCUGCUGCUCCUGCUGCUGCUGCUUCCUCCCGCAAGCUGUGAGGCAAAUGAAUACAUUACUCUCGGUUGCGUUUUCCCUUUCUUUGGUGUGUCGUAAAACUACUAGACGAGACAAACAGCGCAGAGCUCAGCAGCAUGCUACCAUUCAGGGCUUCCUUAUUUAGUUAAUGGGUAAAAGUUGAGUAAGAAAGAAAUCGGCCGAAAAUAAAAGGCUGGAAAAUAUGUGCAAGUCGACCACUAUAUAAUCAGCAUGUUUGCAGCUUUAUUCUUCAGUCAGAUUCAGUCUGCCGAGUAAACAACAACUUUGACUCCUCUCAUUCGCCAUGAAUCGCCUUCACAGAGGAAGCAUUGCGCUGUUGGCUUGUCUGCUUUUGCUGCAACUGUCUACCGGCUCCGCCGGCCCGGUCCGUUCCAACCGGAUGACUAGAGUAUUGCCUCGCAGCUUCGGUAACAUCCAGCGAGUCGCCCGCAACGACGCCAAUGUGGCAGAGAAAUACUUGCAGACUAGAAUUGCGGAUCCCGUAGCGACUACCCUGGAACCUUCAGCGCCAACCACCGAAGUCUUCUCACCUGUAUUCGAUCAGGAAACUUUGCAUUUGUCAACUAAAAUUCAAGAUGACAUUAGCCCAGCCGUUUUGCCGGAAUCCGACCUGAUCGAUGAGCCAGCAGUAUUGUUAUCAGAUGUCGUCGAGCCUGUUCCAGUAGUCGAAGAAGAAAUAGCGCCGGAAGUCGAAAAGCAUUCCGACGAUCAUUUGCCGAUCGAAGAAGUGCCAGCGAUUGCGCCGCAAGUGGAAGAUAGCCCUGUCGAUCUUAGAAUAGUAGCAGAGGAGCCUUUGAUUGUAGCCAUCCCAACAGCAGCACCCCAAGUCCCUGCUUUUGUACAUUCUGAACCAGUGGAUGUUCCUCUGGUUGAUGAACCGGUAUCCGUAAUUCCAACUGUUUCGCCAGCUGUUCCGAUUUUUAUCGCUUCUGUGUUGCCAUUGGAACCUGUCGAGUCGCCGGAAGCGGUUCUAGAGAAAGUGGAGAGUGAAGCUCCGGUUUAUUCGCCGCUAAAUUUGCCCGUGCUGGACCCUCUUCCCCCGGCUUCGUAUCCAUCCAGCAAUCCUGUCAGAUCCGAGUUGAGUUCCCAUUUCCCCAAUCGUCCGUUCGGAAUCCUGCCGAAAGCGAGGGAGCUCGGCUUCCCACCGGUCUCCAACACGCGUGAAAAUGUCCUUCGUGAAAUCAACUGGAACGCCAAAAUCGGUCGAGCUUAUCGUUCAAGCUGAUUUAAUUCUAUUCAAUCUUUCAUUUUUUUAAAUUUCGCUUCAAAUAUUUUUUCGUCAACGGCCAAUACAUCAUUUACAAGUUUUUCUUUU